Molecule: messenger RNA, 225 nt
Organism: Arctia plantaginis
Lineage: Eukaryota; Metazoa; Arthropoda; Insecta; Lepidoptera; Erebidae
Source: the annotation of a GenBank genome assembly
AUGACAUCAAUCUAUAUGACAUGCUCGGGCCAGGCACAAACAACAGAGGUGCCUUUGAGCGAAACAAAAAACCCGACAGCCGAGCUACCGAGGCUCGGCCGUUCGGUCACUCGCCCGUUGAGCCGCGCGCACUUUUCUCGGCCGAGGCACGUCCGCACAGACCGAGAAGCUUCGCGCGGCAAAUGCUUCACGGUGCUGCUCGCUCUGGGUGUUGAUGUGAAAUAA